AUGGCUAAGAAUCUAUUGUAUCUUUCAAAAGCUUCCCUUCUUCUCUUAAUUCAACAUCUCAUGAUUCAAUCAGGAAGUUUUAUAAAUGCCAGUCAGAUCCCAGAAUUUUCCAAUUCCUUCAAAGAUCUAGAGGGAUCCUACAAGGGUCUGAGGGUGCUAGGCUUACAUGAAGCCAAGCUCUACCUCAACAAGUUCGGAUACUUAAACUACAAAGAUUCAAACAAAAUUGAAGAUGAUGAGUUUGACAAGGACUUGGAGGUCGCCAUCAAAACAUACCAGACUUUUUUUGAUUUGAAGGUUACUGGAAAGCUUGACGCUGACACCAUCAAACCAAUGUCAAUUCCGCGUUGUGGAGUAGCUGAUAGUAUCAAUAAUGGUAGUCUAAUUCAUCCACAGUUUUCAUUUACUGCUGGUAAGCCAAAAUGGCCAUAUAAUGAGCGUCACCUCUUAUAUGCUAUUCAAUCCGGUGUUGCUACACCUGAUUUGGAUUUGGCCGACAUAAAGGAAGCUUGCUCGUAUGCUUUCGGAGAGUGGGAGAAACCCUUUGAUUUCACAUUUGAAUUCACAGAAGAAGUUGGAGAUGCUGACAUUGUUUUAGGAUUCUUCCACGGUGAUCAUGGGGACGGUCAUCCUUUUGAUGGGAUUGGUGGCAUUUUAGCUCAUGCGUAUCCUCCAACAAAUGGCAGGAUGCAUUUUGAUGCAGAUGAGUUUUGGAGUAACAGUCUUAACUUAAAACCAUAUGAAACGGACCUGAAGGGCGUUACACUUCAUGAGAUAGGGCACAUUCUUGGACUUAGUCAUAGUAAGCUUAAAAAAGCCAUUAUGUAUCCCUAUUUUGACAUAGGAGAAAAUAAGAGGGGUUUGAGUUCAGAUGAUGAGAAAGGUUUACUUGUUUUAUAUACUAGUGGAUAA
This is a messenger RNA of Quercus robur (English oak), 912 nucleotides long. RefSeq names its product metalloendoproteinase 2-MMP-like. Gene Ontology annotation, cellular component: extracellular matrix. Bases 1 to 912 code for a protein of 303 amino acids. Gene Ontology annotation, biological process: extracellular matrix organization; collagen catabolic process; proteolysis. The record is from RefSeq and is a predicted model, not a curated record. The transcript has a single exon. Lineage: Eukaryota; Viridiplantae; Streptophyta; Magnoliopsida; Fagales; Fagaceae. Gene Ontology annotation, molecular function: metalloendopeptidase activity; zinc ion binding.